GAGGUAUUUGCUGUGUGAUUGACGGCUGUUUGGCAGCAGCAGGUUUAAAUAGCAGGUGAGAGGGACGCAGCUCCGCACUCUGCUCUGUGUCGUCUGCAGACAGCACCUCCUUCAUCACGAUGUCCAGCAUCUUCUCCUCCUCCUCCAGGUCCGGCUCUGGCGGAUCUAUAAAGGGCCUCGGAGGCGGCAGGCUGGUGUCGUCUGUGAGGGCCGGCAGUGUGUACGGUGGAGCCGGAGGCUCGGGCGUCCGCGUCUCGUCCUCCAGCAGAUACAACAAGUCUGGCAUGGACGAAAGCCUCAUCGGCAACGAGAAGUUCACCAUGCAGAACCUGAACGACCGGCUGGCCUCCUACCUGGCCAAGGUGCACUCCCUGGAGAAGGCCAACGCCGAGCUGGAGCUGAAGAUCAGGCAGUUUGUGGAGAGCAAGGUGGGACCGACCACCAGAGACUACAACGCCUACUUCACCACCAUCGCUGACAUCACCACCAAG
Messenger RNA from Paralichthys olivaceus (Japanese flounder), 491 nucleotides. The record is from RefSeq and is a predicted model, not a curated record. Lineage: Eukaryota; Metazoa; Chordata; Actinopteri; Pleuronectiformes; Paralichthyidae.